Messenger RNA from Arabidopsis thaliana (thale cress), 976 nucleotides. Its product is annotated as RING zinc finger protein. The transcript has a single exon. Lineage: Eukaryota; Viridiplantae; Streptophyta; Magnoliopsida; Brassicales; Brassicaceae. The coding region runs from base 180 to 680 and encodes 166 amino acids. The record is from RefSeq and is marked reviewed.
GUACAAUCAUCACUGGUAAACCGAAAUUGACUUCUUCUUUUUCCAUUUUUCUUUUAGAAAAUUCAUAGUAUUAAAGUACAAUAUUCCUCUUGCAUUUACUAUUUGGCACACAUAUAUACAAAAUCCAGUAUCCCACUCUUGUGAGCCAGCCAUCAAAAGAAGAAAGAGAGAGAGAAAAAAUGAAUAUGAAAACAUCAAAGAUGAAGUUCACAAAAGAGAUGAUAGAGUCUAUCAAAGACAAGCUCCCGAGGCUCAGCUUCCUCCGACAAUGCUACGGUGGUUGCGGCGACCGGACGCAUUUACUCCCUUGCUCCAUCGCCACCACUUCCACCCGCUUUUGGAACCUCUCCGACCGUCCCGUGGAGCUCCAGAUUCGGGUCGGUUCAAUUCUAAAACGGGUCCACACUCUCAAACCUGGCCGUUCCAAGAAGCUUAGACACAGAAGCAUUCACAGAGCUUACGUUGAUGACCAGGAAGGACGUAGAUGGCUGUACUACGACGACACUUGUCUACCGUACGUAUGGGUUCACGAGACUGGUACGGACUUGUCGAAGAUGGUGAAGCAACAGUACGUGAGUCUCGAGGAUCUGAGGGAUUACUCGGAGAUUAGGGUUUUUAAGGAUUUACAGAGAGGUUGUGUCGCAGUUGAGAAAAGAGACAGAGCUUCUGCUUUGUGUUGAUUCUCCUUUUCUCAUGCUUCGAAUUAAUGUCUUGAUUUUCUCUUUUGAAACUUAUCGUUAUUGGUUAGUUUAUCUAAAUUAUUUCCAAGUUAUAUUAUGUGAUACAUGAUGCAUGUAUAACUCCGUCUGACUCUUCUUGAAUUUGGAUUUAUUGGGAUUAAACAACGUGAUCACAAGUUGAUCUCUUUCCAAAAGGGGUAACUAGAUCUCUGAAUUCCAAACUAAUCACAAAAUUUUAUUUAUCUUCGUCGGUUGAUAUUUGUGGUAGUUGAGGAUUAUAUGUAGUGGAAAAAGCA